Molecule: messenger RNA, 2550 nt
Organism: Diachasmimorpha longicaudata
Lineage: Eukaryota; Metazoa; Arthropoda; Insecta; Hymenoptera; Braconidae
Gene: Oatp33Ea
Product: solute carrier organic anion transporter family member 74D
Exons: 8
Coding region: 341-2428 (695 amino acids)
Biological process (GO): transmembrane transport; sodium-independent organic anion transport
Cellular component (GO): plasma membrane
Molecular function (GO): protein binding
Source: RefSeq, a predicted model, not a curated record
UGUAACCGACAAUGAAUCCAUGGAACUGCAAAAUUUACGAGUGUUGACGUUCUAUUUUUUUUUGCUUCCUUGUUUAUUACCGAUUUUGUUAUUUUCUAACUGUGGGUAAAUAGAAUAGAAAUAGAAGAAAUGGAAUAGAAUAUUGGGGAACGGGAAGAAAUAAUUGUGCUAGAAGCUGAUCUUAAGCGCAGAUCUGAUGAAACAUCAGUGUGUGUUUGCGGUAAUUAACAUUAAUAAUUUGUGACAGUUUAAAAAAAUAAAUAGUGCGACGGAGACUUGUGACGGAUAAUCUGCAAAUAUUGAAAAAAAACUGCAGAAGCCGAGAGCUGCAGUACAAGUAAUGACCGAGCAAUCAGUGACAAACUGUGGAUUAUGUGGUAUUUAUCCGAAUUGGCUGCAGAAACGAGCGACGCCACACACGUUCAUCCUGGUGUAUGGGUUUCUCGGUCUGGUGCAGGCGAUGGCCUUUGUAUAUAUGAUCGUCACACUAACUACAUUAGAAAAACGCUUCAAAAUACCCAGUCAGACGACCGGAAUUAUUUUAUCUGGCAAUGAGAUCUCACAAAUCCUAUCUCUGAUUCUCAUGUAUUAUGGUGGCGCCGGGCACCGUCCAAGGUGGCUGGCAGCUGGAGUUGGAUUUAGUGCUCUCUCCUGUCUGAUCCUAGCGAUUCCUCACCUACUCUAUGGUCCUGGCAAGGCGGCACUUGCCCUCACACAGGAGCACUUGGACAAGAAUCUGCCCCAAAACGUCACCAUUUCGACCGAGUAUCUCUCCCUCUGUCCAGGCGAGCGAGAGCCUGAGGUGUGUGAUGAAGAUGACAUGGGAGAUGCUGGAAUCACUCCCAGAAUUCUUGUCUUUGCGUCUCAAUUUGUGUUAGGUAUUGGGACAACUCUGUAUUUCGGACUGGGGCAGACGUAUCUGGACGACAACACGAAGAAGUCCAGCACUCCAAUGCUCCUAGGAAUCACAUUUGCCCUUCGAACCACAGGACCAGCACUCGGUUUUAUCUUGGCAUAUGUAUGCAUGAAAUUGUACAUAGUUCCAAAUCUUCAUCCAGUGAUAAAUGACAAGGAUCCAAGAUGGCUGGGUGCGUGGUGGCUUGGGUGGAUCAUCCUGGGUAUGCUACUCGCAGUAUUCGCGGUGUUGAUCGCAAUGUUCCCCAGGCAUCUUCCCAAGAAGCAGAAAAAGGAUAAUAUCAAUAAUAAUAAGCCUGAAAAUGAAGUCCCACUGAGAAUAACUGAUCGGGUUCAAGGUAUCGUCGAUGCAUCAAAAAUCAUUCAAACGACCGAAAAAAUUGAAAUUCAUACAACAACUGUUGAAGAGGAAACUCAUGUUCCGACUCUGAGUGAUUUUUGUGUCACUCUGAAGAGAGUCUUCUCUAACAAAAUUCUCUUAUGCAACAAUUUGAGUGCAGUAUUCAGCAUUUUUGGAUUUCUUCCUUACAUCACUUACAUGGCCAAAUAUCUGGAGGUCCAAUUCAACACUUCCGCCGCGGGAGGCACCGUUAUAACAGGACCGAUUGCCCUGACUGGUAUGGUGCUAGGAUUCAUUGGUUCAGGAUUCUUCAUAAGCAAAGUGCGACCUAGACCGACCAGACUAUUGAGUUGGAAUGUUGUGGGUGGAUUCGUCUGUGUUCUCGUUCAGAUCGUCUGGAUUUUCAACAGCUGUCCUGUUAUGCCAACAGAAGGGAUUGAUUCGGCGUCUGCAACAAUGAACUUUACAACAGCUUGCAAUAUUGGUUGCAACUGCGAGAGGGUUAAAUAUUCACCAGUUUGUCAUCGGACUUCAAUGACGACCUUCUUCUCAGCCUGUCAUGCAGGUUGCACGAGCUCUAUAGAUUCUCGAACCUUUGGUAAUUGCAGCUGUCUACCGGACCACCAAGAGCCCAAUGAAAAUCAGAGUUACUCAGUGACACUUCCAGAAACUACAGUGACCCUUGGACCUUGUCUGGCGGACUGUGUGAAGACUCACAUGAUCUUUGCUGUUACGAGCAUGAUCAAUCAGUUUUUACUGUCCACUGGUAAAAUUGGAAAUGUUCUUGUGAAUUAUCGAUGCGUGGAGAAGAGGGAUAAGAGUGUUGCUCAAGGAGUUACUUUGAUGUUCGUUUCUUUAUUUGCGUUAAUUCCUGGACCGAUUUUGUACGGAGCUAUCAUUGAUCAGACUUGUCUUAUAUGGGAGGACAGUUGUGGAAGCAAUGGGAAUUGCUGGCAUUACGAUAAGGACAAAUUCCGGUGGGCUCUCAAUGCUACUGCUAUGUGUUUCACAUUCCUCGGAGUUCUCUUCGACAUAUUCGUAUGCUACUUAGGCAGAGAUCUCAAUCUAUAUGGCACUGAUGAAGAGGACCAGCGUAAAGUAUUCAUUCAAGAGGAUACAGUAAUAACUCGCCAAACAAAAACAAUCAUUGUUGAGCCUGAAAAAAAAUUGUAGCUCACCUGUUAUCCCGCAAUGUAUUUCCGUCUCCUUAAUAAAUCUCCAAAGUAACUUCUCGGAAAAAGAGCAGUAUAAAAAAAUCAACAGGUCAAAGAAUAAAAUUUCUAAUCUCUACCUUA